AUGAAAAAAGACUUCGUUGGGUGGAUACUAUCCACUGCCUUGUUUAGCUCUUUGGGAGCGUCAAAUACCCUUCCGUCAAACAGAAGUAUUGUUGUCGAUGAAGCCCCCAGAUUCGUCCGUCCAUACGUCCUCCCGAAAUACAAGGGCCAUGGAAUUGGGCUCACGAAGUCGGGCCAAACAAUUCGCUUCUCUAUCACUGCCAGCUCGUCUGACGGCGCCUUCUCUCUUGUCCAACACAACGGCAAACCUUCCAGGCUGGUUAUCAGCACGACCACACACCCACGGGGUGACACACGAGCAUCUGUACUGCUCUCGGGUCGCUGUCAACUCUGGGGUUUGCAGAAUGUCACCGACGCCAGCCACGGGCCGCGUCGCUACACCAGGGGAUUGCGGUAA
Messenger RNA from Aspergillus tanneri, 396 nucleotides. RefSeq lists its product as uncharacterized. Bases 1 to 396 code for a protein of 131 amino acids. Lineage: Eukaryota; Fungi; Ascomycota; Eurotiomycetes; Eurotiales; Aspergillaceae. The record is from RefSeq and is a predicted model, not a curated record. The transcript has a single exon.